This is a messenger RNA of Cicer arietinum (chickpea), 1220 nucleotides long. Its product is annotated as ethylene-responsive transcription factor ERF026-like. The record is from RefSeq and is a predicted model, not a curated record. NCBI's taxonomy places the organism in Eukaryota, Viridiplantae, Streptophyta, Magnoliopsida, Fabales, Fabaceae. Gene Ontology annotation, biological process: regulation of DNA-templated transcription. Gene Ontology annotation, molecular function: DNA binding; DNA-binding transcription factor activity.
UUACUCAUCAUACACCCCUAUUAUGCAUUAGUACCAUUGUUUUAAUUUUAUUUACCCUUUUUGCAACACUUCCUCGUUUUCCCACGUGCCAAAAUAAUAUACCAUGUCUUCAUCUUCUUCUUCCAAAAGACACCCAACAUACCACGGCAUUAGAAGCCGUGGAGGAAAAUGGGUGACCGAAAUCCGUGAGCCACGUAAGACUAAUCGUAUAUGGUUAGGCACAUUUUCCACCCCUGAGAUGGCUGCUGCAGCGUAUGACGUUGCAACUUUAGCUCUCAAGGGCGGGGAAGCAAUUUUAAAUUUCCCCGACUUGGCUCGCAGGUAUCCGGUGCCGGCAUCGAAUUCCGCGGAAGAUAUUCGGAGUGCCGCCACCUCUGCAGCCGAACUAAUGACGGGUGGAUCCACAUUUAAUGAGCCUUAUAACAAUGCUUUCUACGAUGCUCCUCAUUCGUAUAAUUAUGAAAGUGAGUUUAUUGAUGAAGAAGCUAUAUUCUCCAUGCCAAGAUUGUUGGUAGACAUGGCUGAGGGAAUGCUGCUUUCUCCGCCUAGAAUGAAUUUACCACCGUCUGACUACUCGACUGAAUAUCAAACAUUUGGGGAAAGUUUGUGGAACUUUUGAAUUUUGAUAUCUCUCUAUACACAUAUAAUAAUUAAUAUAUGUGAUGUAGUUUUAAGUUGCUAUUUUCUUUUUGAUCCUAUAAAGCAAUCAAAGUAUUAUUAUAUUACUAUAUAACAAUGGAAUAGGAAAAUACAUGUGGUGCAUAUCAUGCAUCGUAGUGAUCAUGUCUAUAGUUAGAUGUGUUUUGAGUGUUUUGAAUUUUGAUCCUCUAUUACUGGGUGAAUGGUGCAACACCUUCGGAAAAAAAUAGAUUAAGAAAGAAAAAAGGUUUAUGUUUCGAUUAUAAAAUUUUUCUAUUACUUUUUUAUUUAUUUCUAUUUUUAUGACAAUUAAUUAUAAAAUCACUAACACGGUGAUUUGUGAUAUACACGGUGCUUAAAAAAUUUUACACUAAAAGAGUACACAAAUAAAACUCCUUUCUUUUUGUAGUAUGCAUGAUUACUAAUGUUAAAAAAAGUAAUGAUCGCGACAGAAAGUGGGAGACAGAAAGUAAGCUUGAGACAAAAAAAGUUCAAACCGCCAACACGAAACCAAUUAUGUGGAUUUCAAUGUCGUGAUGAAGAAUUGAAGAUUAAUUUACAAUGAAUUUUAUUUUGUUUAA